UUCUAUGUUUUUUCUUUCAAACGACUAUUUCGCUGCUACUUUCACUUUGAUUCCGGCAAUUUCCAGGAAAAGUACAAAUAACACAACAAUUUGGAACAUAAUGGUCAAAAAUAUUUUUCAUAUUCCCUUCAGAGUCAAAUUCAAAAUGCCAUGUUUAUACUUUUCUUCACCGCGUCCUUCUUCUAGAUAUCAUUAGUUUUGACAUUGUUUCUAGUUUACUAUAUAUAAUUUUGCAUAUUCUUUUUGUUUUUCACUUGAAGCUCUUUCAUAUUUUGACCCUUUUGUUUCUUUUCAAUAUUUUGUUUUCAUUUCUUCUUUAAAAAAUACCCUUUGGAUUUUUAUUGAGUUGGGAAGUGAGAAAAUUGAGAUUUAACUAAAAAAAUUGUUACUUGUGUUCAAAGGGUUUCUUAAUUAUUGUGUUUAUGAUGAUUUUGUUUGUUAUUGACUAAAGUCAAGUGCUUUUUGUCUAAGGUGGUGGUGGGGUAGGUUUUUGAGACUUUAAGGAAAUUUACAAAUUUGUCUGUUAGUUUUAGGGAAGAUAAAAUCUCAGUGGCCCUUUUUUGUCAAAUAUUUUUUGGAUUAAUUCAUCAUGAAGAUGAAGAAGCUUAAUUUGAGUAAGAUCUAUUCAUUUAAAUGUGGUAAAAAACCAAACUUUAAGAGAGAGCAUUCACAGAUUGGAAGACAAGGGUAUUCUAGGGUUGUUUUAUGUAAUGAACAACAAGAUAGAUUUGAAUCAGGUUUUAAGGAUUAUGCUGAUAAUUCUGUUAGGUCAACAAAAUAUACUUUUGCUACUUUCUUACCUAAGUCAUUGUUUGAGCAGUUUAGGAGGGUAGCUAAUUUCUUUUUCCUUGUUGCUGGUAUCUUAGCUUUCACAAAACUUGCUCCUUAUACUGCUGUUAGUGCUAUUCUUCCUUUAGCUGUUAUAGUUGGUGCAACUAUGGUGAAGGAAGGUAUUGAAGAUUUUCGUCGGAAAAAACAGGAUAUUGAGGUGAACAAUAGAAGAGUUAUAUGUCAUAAAGGUGGUGGCAAUUUUGAAUCUACGGAGUGGAAGAAUCUCAAGGUAGGAAAUAUAGUGAAGAUAAAGAAGGAUGAAUUCUUCCCUGCCGACCUAUUACUGAUUUCGUCCAGUUACGAAGAUGCAGUCUGCUACGUUGAAACCAUGAACUUGGAUGGUGAGACAAAUUUGAAGCUAAAACAAGGUUUGGAAGUAACUUCUUCAUUAAAUGAGGAAGUUAAAUUCCAAGAUUUCAAAGCUGCUGUCAAAUGUGAAGAUCCAAAUGCAAAUUUGUACUCUUUUGUCGGGACAUUGGAUUUUGAAGGGCAAAAAUAUCCACUUUCUCCUCAGCAGCUUCUUCUCCGAGACUCAAAACUUCGUAAUACAGACUUCAUAUUCGGAGCAGUCAUCUUUACUGGUCACGACACGAAGGUUAUUCAAAACUCCACUCCCCCUCCUUCGAAAAGGAGCAAAAUCGAGAAGAAGAUGGAUAAGAUUAUCUACUUCUUAUUUGGUGUUUUGUUUUUAAUUGCCUUCAUUGGAUCUAUUCUCUUUGGAAUUGCAACUAAACGUGACUUGAACAACGGAAUUAUGAAAAGAUGGUAUCUGAGACCAGAUGAUUCCACCAUUUUCUUUGAUCCUAAAAGAGUCGCCGCAGCAUCUGUUUUUCAUUUCUUGACGGCCUUAAUGCUAUACAACUUCUUCAUUCCCAUCUCCUUGUAUUUCUCAAUAGAAUUGGUUAAAGUCCUUCAAAGCAUCUUCAUUAAUCAAGAUAUUAAUAUGUACUAUGAAGAACUGGACAAACCGGCUCUUGCUCGUACUUCAAACUUGAAUGAAGAACUCGGCCAAAUUGACACAAUCCUUUCUGAUAAAACUGGAACUUUGACUUGCAACUCGAUGGAGUUCAUCAAAUGUUCGGUUGCUGGGGUAGCUUAUGGCCGUAGUGUCACAGAGGUUGAGCAAGCCAUUGGUGGUAGGUCGGAACUGGAAUCAAUUGAUAUCAGGGAAGCUAAUGAUCGAAAAGAACCAAUCAAAGGUUUUAAUUUUAUUGAUGAAAGAAUAAUGAAUGGAAACUGGAUUAACGAGCCUCGUGCAGAUGUUAUACAGAAUUUUUUUCGUUUAUUGGCUGUUUGUCAUACCGCCAUGCCGGAAGUGGAUGAGGAAACAGGAAGAGUUUCAUAUGAAGCUGAAUCUCCUGAUGAAGCGGCAUUUGUGAUUGCUGCAAGAGAAGUGGGUUUUAAAUUCUACAAAAGGACCCAGAACAGUUUAUCAAUGAUAGAGUUGGAUCCGGUUUCUGGCAAUGAAGUUGAAAGGACAUACAAAAUUCUCAAUGUUUUAGAAUUCAAUAGUUCAAGGAAGCGAAUGUCAGUGAUAGUUAAAGAUGAACACGGGAGAAUUUUGUUGCUCUGUAAAGGCGCUGACAGUGUCAUGUUUGAAAGGCUUGCCAUUAAUGGAAGGGAGUUUGAAGAAAAAACUUUGGAACAUGUGAGUGAAUAUGCUGAUGCAGGUCUAAGAACACUGAUACUUGCCUAUCGUGAACUUGAUGAAGAAGAAUACAACGAGUUUGACAAGAAAUUUUCCGAAGCGAAAAUUUCAAUCACCGUGGAUCAUGAAUCAUUGAUUGAGGAAAUAUCAGAAAAGAUUGAGAGGAAUCUAAUCGUUCUCGGUGCCACUGCUGUAGAAGACAAGCUCCAAAAUGGGGUUCCUGAGUGUAUUGAAAAGCUUGCACAAGCUAGAAUUAAGAUAUGGGUUUUGACUGGGGAUAAAAUGGAGACUGCCAUCAACAUUGGUUUUUCUUGUCGCUUGCUUCGACAAGGAAUGAAACAGAUUAUAAUUCAUUUAGAAAUGCCUGAAAUUCAAGCAUUAGAGAAGGAUGGAGGAGACAAGAUGGCUAUCAUGAAGGCAUCAAGAGAAAGUGUGUAUCUUCAGAUAUCUGAAGGUUCUAAACUGCUUUCUGCAUCUAAAGGGAACUCUCAGCAAGCAUUUGCUCUGAUAAUCGAUGGAAAGUCACUUGUUUAUGCUCUAGAGGAUAAUAUAAAGAGCUCGUUUUUAGAUCUCGCAACUCGCUGUGCAUCUGUUAUCUGUUGUCGCUCAUCGCCAAAGCAGAAGGCACUGGUUACUAGAUUGGUCAAAGAAGGAACUGGUAAAACAACAUUAGCUAUCGGUGAUGGAGCUAAUGACGUGGGAAUGCUUCAAGAAGCUGAUGUAGGUAUUGGAAUCAGUGGUGUUGAAGGAAUGCAGGCCGUCAUGGCUAGUGAUAUUGCAAUUGCACAAUUCCGGUAUCUGGAAAGAUUACUUCUUGUACAUGGACAUUGGUGCUACAGGAGGAUGUCCACCAUGAUAUGUUACUUUUUCUACAAGAAUAUUACAUUUGGUUUCACUCUAUUCUUAUAUGAGGUGUAUGCAUCAUUCUCUGGACAGCCUGCAUACAAUGACUGGUUUUUGUCUUUCUAUAGUGUCUUGUUUUCUUCACUUCCUGCCAUUGCCCUUGGGGUCUUUGACCAAGAUGUAUCUGCUAGGUACUGCGUCAAGUUUCCUAUCUUGUACCAAGAAGGUGUACAAAAUGUCCUAUUUAGGUGGCGCCGAAUUCUAAGUUGGAUGCUCAACGGAUUCAUCAGUGCCAUAAUAAUUUUCUUCUUCUGCACAAAAGCAAUAGGCCUUCAAGCCUUCGACGAGAAUGGAAAAACCGCUGGAAAAGACAUACUAGGAGCAACCAUGUAUACUUGUGUUGUUUGGGUUGUAAACCUACAGAUGGCGCUCGCUGUGCGAUACUUCACCUUGGUACAACAUGUUGCCAUUUGGGGUUCUAUUGGUAUUUGGUAUUUAUUCGCGUUUGCUUAUGGAUCGUUGCCUUCAAGCUUUUCAACAACUGCUUUCAAAGUCUUCGCUGAGACUCUUGCUCCAUCGCCUUCCUUUUGGAUUCUCACAUUAUUUGUCGCGGUUUCUUCACUUAUACCAUACUUUUCGUGCUCCACGAUUAAAAUGUGGUUGUUUCCUAUGCAUCAUGAAAGGGUACAAUGGAUGAGGUAUAAGGGCAAGAAGACCACUGAUACUGAAUAGUUUUUUUUUUUUUUUUGAGGUGAUACUGCACAGAAAAUUAUUUGCUUCCACAACUACUAACUUUUGUGAAUAUAUGUAAUUUUGACAUUUUAGAAUGUAAAGGAAAUAUAUAACAACGGUUUGUAGUUGAAAAUGGGAGAUAUAGCUUACGUAGGUCAUUGUUUUAGAGUGAUUACAAAUUCAUCAUUAUUUUGAUUAUACCAAAUAAAUAAAUUAGUUUUGAUAUUUAA
Molecule: messenger RNA, 4284 nt
Organism: Medicago truncatula (barrel medic)
Lineage: Eukaryota; Viridiplantae; Streptophyta; Magnoliopsida; Fabales; Fabaceae
Product: putative phospholipid-transporting ATPase 9
Exons: 11
Coding region: 590-4054 (1154 amino acids)
Biological process (GO): phospholipid translocation
Cellular component (GO): plasma membrane
Molecular function (GO): ATP hydrolysis activity; ATP binding; magnesium ion binding
Source: RefSeq, a predicted model, not a curated record